Molecule: messenger RNA, 525 nt
Organism: Dibothriocephalus latus
Lineage: Eukaryota; Metazoa; Platyhelminthes; Cestoda; Diphyllobothriidea; Diphyllobothriidae
Source: the annotation of a GenBank genome assembly
AUGCAUUAUAGUGAACCUCUCUUUCCCUUGACCCAAAACAGACACGAUCUCAGCCCCUUGACGAUUUUUCCAUCAAAACAGUUUGCUACCUUCGCUGACUACUACACGAGCAAGUACAAUGUGAAUUUGUCAACAGUAGAUCAACCCCUGCUUGACGUGGACUUCACAGUUCUGCGUCUUUGUCUCAUUGUGCCACGGUACCUCAAUCCACGAGGUCACAGUCUGCCCACCACCAAUGAGGCUAAGAGACAGGAACGGUUGGAAAGUGUGCGUCACAAGCAGCUACUCAUUCCAGAACUCUGCUAUCGACACGCCUUCCCCGCUUCAGUCUGGCGCAAGGCUGUCUGCCUGCCGAGUAUUAUCUACCGGGUAGAACACUUACUGCUCGCGGAGGAGCUGCGCCAGUGGAUUGCGCGCGACACGGGUCUAGGUUCCGCCUUACCGCCAUUGCCGCAGGCGGCUGAGGAACUUGUCUUCCCGCCCCUCCGUUUCAUCUUUCCGGUCGAGCUUACCGGCCAAAUUCAU